AUGAGACAUCGAGAACGAUGGAAACUGAUUUUACUGUUUUCUGUCUGUUUCAUUGUUUGUCUCAUUAUUCUCACUAGUGGUUCAUAUCCAUUCUAUUCGGUAGAUGGGUUGAGACAGUAUAGACGGAAAGAUGGCUGUGAUGUUCCUCAUCUGAAUGCAUGGGAUCCAAGCAUUUCUCAGUUCAUCAAACAAUGGCCACCAUUGAAAUGUCGUCAGACGCAAUAUGAUUUAUCAGAUUAUACUGCUAAUGGAACACUCUACUUACGAAAUGAUCAAAUAAAGCUCUUAGAUCUUUCAAUAGAAUGCAACUAUCGAUGUUAUCAUAAACAAACGGGUACAGAUGAUUAUCUGGCAUAUGAUGAUUGGAUUGAAUUGAAGCAACCUGUUCAACUGCAAUGUGAAUUCGUUGAAGUUCAAUGCAGACGGACAGUAUUACCACAUAAUACUAUUUAUAGUAAUAAUCAUAAUCGUAUUGUCGUUAACGAACAUAAGAAGAUGGAUGAAGCACAGUUCAAGCCGAAUGUCAUCAUAUUCGUAUUGGACAGCGUAUCUCAUUCAAAUUUCAAGCGAUCUCUACCAAAAUCAUUAGAUGUCUUAAAGAAAACUUAUAAAUCUCAUAUAUUCAAUGGAAUGACCAAAGUAGGAGAUCAAUCUUAUCCGAAUGCUGUUGCUUUUCUCGCAGGCAAAACAGAAAAUGAAUUCGGUGCAUCAGACGGUUUUUAUGAUAACCAUUCGUUGAUAUGGAAAACAUUUGAUGAAGCUCAUUAUACAACAUAUUAUGCAGAAGAUUAUCCCGGGUUUAAUCUAUUUUAUUACUUAGCUAAAGGUUUUCAACAAAAGCCUGUUGAUCAUUACUUCAGACCAUUCUGGUUGAAUGUCUAUGGGUCAUAUGUACAUCGUAGUAGUACUAAUCUCUGCUAUGGCAAUACUCCAAUGCAUCAAUUGCAGCUAGACUAUCUAUCUCAGUUCAUUAAAGGAUAUCAUAAUAAAUCCCCAAUAUUUGCAUUGAAUUGGCUUACAGAGCUUGGACAUGACUAUAUGAAUCAAGUUUCUAUCGGCGAUGAGGACAUAGCUCACUUUCUUCAAAGCCAUUACGAGCAUUUAAAGGAUUCAUUUGUGUUUGUAUUAUCCGAUCAUGGACAUCGCUUUGAUGCAAUCAGAGAAACAGCUGUAGGGCGAAUAGAAGAACGUCUGCCCUUUUUCAGUUUACACAUUCCUCAGAUUCUGAGAGAGAAGUAUCCGCAUUUGGAUUCCAUUGUAGAAAAGAAUGUCAAACUUUUAACUACUUUUUGGGAUUUCCAUGUAACAUUACGGGACAUCAUUGAUUUUUCAUCUCAUCAAAGCUGGCAUAAAUUAGCUGAUAACAAUUUGACAGCCUUAGGAGAAGCUGACAAACGUUGGAGAACAUACUCUAACAGGGGCAGAAGCUUGCUUCAUCCAUUACCAGAUCGAACAUGUGUAGAAGCUGCUGUGCCAGAAGAGUAUUGCGUAUGUAAUAUCGAAAAGCCCAUAUCUGCUGCUGAUGACAAAAUCCGUAUGUCUGCUGACGUAAUCAUGAAGCAUAUCAAUGAUAUGUUGAAGCCAUAUCCCCAAUGCUCCCAACUGACAAUUGAAUAUAUAGUUAAUGCUUAUCAAACCUUGUUUGAUAGCUCUCAACAAUCACAUACAUUCAAAUAUCGUUUGAUGUUGAAAGUUCAGCCAUCGGAAGCUUUAUUUGAGAGCUUAGUAUCAUAUGAUUCAAACAAUCAAAUUACCGUAUUAGGAGAUGUUAAUCGUAUAAAUCGAUAUGGUAAUCAGUCAAUCUGCGUUGAUGAACGUCAAGAACUUCGAAAAUUCUGUUUCUGCUCAUCUUGA
Auanema sp. JU1783 is the source of this 1854-nucleotide messenger RNA. The record is from the annotation of a GenBank genome assembly. Lineage: Eukaryota; Metazoa; Nematoda; Chromadorea; Rhabditida; Rhabditidae.